Molecule: messenger RNA, 1689 nt
Organism: Chaetomium globosum CBS 148.51
Lineage: Eukaryota; Fungi; Ascomycota; Sordariomycetes; Sordariales; Chaetomiaceae
Exons: 3
Coding region: 1-1689 (562 amino acids)
Biological process (GO): protein N-linked glycosylation
Cellular component (GO): endoplasmic reticulum membrane
Molecular function (GO): GDP-Man:Man(3)GlcNAc(2)-PP-Dol alpha-1,2-mannosyltransferase activity
Source: RefSeq, a predicted model, not a curated record
AUGGCCGACACCUGCGCCGGGGACAGCGCUGCAACCUGCUCACCUCCGACACGCCUUUUCUCCAUGGACAGCAAAUUCUUCUACUACUGCGUACUCCAGGCGCUGAUCUUCAUUCCGCUCGCACGCUUCCUUUAUCCCCUGCUGUGGCGGACAGCCGGCUCCUUCCUCGGCUGGUACCUGCGCAAAAAGACCGAGGGGCGCCGAUGUCAUAUUCUCGAACUUGUCGAAUCGGACGAAAAGGAAUACCGCGAGAGUAGGAAGAACAACACCAGCACGAGCGGUGAAAACGGGGAGGACGGUGAAUGGGAGAAGGUGGACGCCCACACAACCGGGACGUCUAAGAACGGCGAUAAGGGUAGCGGCGAUGACGACUGGGAUGGCAUUGUGGGCUUCUUUCAUCCGUUCUGCAAUGCCGGGGGCGGCGGAGAGAGGGUCCUCUGGGCCGCCAUUCGAGCAACACAGAAGCGUUGGCCCAAAGCCAAGUGUAUCGUAUACACCGGCGACCACGGCGUAUCCAAGGACGACAUCCUUGCCCGCGUAAAGAACCGCUUCAACAUCCACCUCCACCCUCCCACCGUUAACUUCCUCUACCUCUCAACCCGCCAUUGGGUCCUCGCCUCCACCUGGCCGCGCUUCACCCUCGCCGGCCAAUCCUUCGGCUCGAUCAUUCUCGCCUGGGACGCCUUCUCGCUGCUGGUACCCGACAUCUUCGUUGACACGAUGGGCUACGCCUUCGCGCUGGGGCUAUCCAAGUUUCUCUUCGGCAGCGCCGUACCCACGGGCGCCUACGUCCACUACCCGACCAUCUCCACCGACAUGCUCGACUCGCUCAACCCGGCGAGAGCAGGCGGCGCCGCGCCGCAGGGCGUCAACGCGGGGCAAGGGGUCGGGAUACGCGGCGCGCUGAAGAUGAUGUACUGGCAAACCUUCGCGCGCGUCUACUCCCGCGUAGGCGCCUCCGCCGACGUCGUCAUGACCAACUCGACCUGGACCCAAGGGCACAUCAAGCAGCUGUGGGGCCCUCUGCGCGCCAAAAAACAGGCCGCCGCUGCCGCCACCACCACCACCGACACGGACAUCGCCGUCGUAUACCCGCCCGUGGCCGUGCGCGAGCUAGAGCACGAGGUCGAGGUCAGCCGGGCGAGCGAAGCGCAGCGCGAGAAAGUGCUACUAUACAUCGCGCAGUUCCGGCCCGAGAAGAACCACACGCUGAUCCUGCAGGCGUUCGCCGACUUUCUCAAGUCGGGCAGCGCGGCGGCGGCGGCGCGCGGCGCCCGCCUGGUGCUGGUCGGCAGCGUGCGCGACGACCAGGACUCCAAGCGCGUCUACCAGCUACGCCUGCUCGCCAACGAACUGCAGGUCCGCGACCGGGUCGAGUUCCAUCUGGAUGCCUCGUGGCCCGAGAUUUUGGACUGGCUGCGCCGCGCGUCGGUCGGGGUGAAUGGCAUGUGGAAUGAGCACUUUGGGAUUGGCGUCGUGGAGUACCAGGCGGCGGGGCUGGUGGCCGUGGUGCAUGAUAGUGGUGGGCCGAAGCUGGAUAUUGUGGUGGAUGUGGAAGGGGAGCCGACUGGUAAGUUUUUGCGGUGUCUUUGUUUGCGAUGGAAGGGGGAGUUCGUUGCUAACGUUGUUGAUCAGGUUUCCAUGCGACGACUACGGCCGAGUUCGCGGACGGGUUCGAGAAGGCUUUGA